Molecule: messenger RNA, 885 nt
Organism: Aspergillus tubingensis
Lineage: Eukaryota; Fungi; Ascomycota; Eurotiomycetes; Eurotiales; Aspergillaceae
Exons: 1
Coding region: 1-885 (294 amino acids)
Molecular function (GO): ATP binding
Source: RefSeq, a predicted model, not a curated record
AUGGACUAUUUUGAAUUUGCUCGCGUCAAGCCUCCAAUUCCAUAUACCAAGGGAUGGAGAUUCAGUGCCCGAUCACAUGCUACACCAGCGCCCACACCAGUGACCCUAGAUGGAUGUCGCAACUCCGACAAUGGGAGAGAAGAAAGAGCAACACUCAGUUCUGUGGAUAGAUGCUGCAAACAUCCUCCGCUACCAGGGGAUCUUGGGCAACAAACUGUCGACCUCGAGGUCUUGGACCCUAUAAGAGUUGGUGACGGACAUAGUGCACAAGUCUUUAAUGUCCGUGUCCUAAAUCCGGAGUCCAACACCGAGACAUUUCAGGGGACAAGGGAAUUGGUUGCUAAGGUGUAUGAUCCGCUCUACCUCAAUGAUCUCGGCGGUUAUCUCAAUCCAUUUCUCUGCGUGGACAAGCAUUACACCCAUGAGGCACACACGUAUCGGGUGCUCUCCGAUCUCCAAGGGGACCUGAUACCCCGCUUUUACGGGUCUUAUUCUACAGAUAUCGAAUGUCAAGAUAUCGGUGACGAUGCGGAGAAAGAUGAAAUUCGUCCACGGACUGUCCGCCUGAUCUUGAUUGAGCAUAUCCCUGGAAGAUCGAUGCUACAAGCCGGCCCAGGCAAUUUCCCCCAACGGGAUCGCCAGCAAAUCAUGAAAUCCGUGAUAGAAUUUGAGUCCGAAGUCUAUAGACGAGAUAUACUACUUACCGACCUGAGUCCCAGGAACGUCAUGAUGGUUCCACCGGGCUCGCGCCGGCAAUGCAGCCUUGUAUUUCUGGAUUUUGCUGGCGCUCUCUUCGGCCGAAAGCUGGAUGAGCCGCUGCUUGCCGGUAGGGAGUUUUUCCUCGGCAGUACAUCUCUCCAAUUCUGCGAUGGAAGAAGGGUAUGA